GGGCGCCAUACCAGAUUGAAAGGGAAUAGCAAUGGCGCUGAGCUCGGAGCCGCUGUCAGAUCGCUCUAUAAAGCUAGCGGUGUUGCUAGCCUUCGCUUCGGGAGUGGUGGUGGGAUGGCAGGCGAACAGAGCGCGGAGGUAUUACCUCAAAUGGCGGAAGCGACGGCUGCAGGACCAGCUAGCAGCAACUCAGAAUAAGUUAGAACUCGCAUGAAGCGCUGAAUACAAAUAGAUGCCUCAAAAUGAACUACAAUCAAGUUUCCAUAUUUGAUGGAUAUUAAUGGACUUUUUAAAAAAAAUCUUCAUGCAUAAACUUGGUUUGGCGAUAUCUAUGGAAUUACCAUCUAUUCCAUGGGACUGAUAUUUACAAAACAGUUUAGCAUCUGCAGAAAGAUGUCAUCUAUCUGUUGAAACUUAUCUGUAUGAACAGCUUAACAUUCCCUACUUGGACAGCUAAUAACUUAAGGAUGUUUUAUGAAGUGGAUCUUCCUAACAUAUUUUAAAUAUAAGAAAAUAAACACCAAGUGCAAUGCAAUAUA
Messenger RNA from Crotalus tigris (Tiger rattlesnake), 539 nucleotides. RefSeq names its product mitoregulin (gene MTLN). Gene Ontology annotation, cellular component: mitochondrial inner membrane. Gene Ontology annotation, biological process: positive regulation of mitochondrial membrane potential. NCBI's taxonomy places the organism in Eukaryota, Metazoa, Chordata, Lepidosauria, Squamata, Viperidae. Bases 32 to 214 code for a protein of 60 amino acids. The transcript has 2 exons. The record is from RefSeq and is a predicted model, not a curated record.